Molecule: messenger RNA, 5034 nt
Organism: Linum trigynum
Lineage: Eukaryota; Viridiplantae; Streptophyta; Magnoliopsida; Malpighiales; Linaceae
Source: the annotation of a GenBank genome assembly
AGGAAAAUAAUAAGGAAAGUCAAAUUCAAAAUAGGCAAAGAGCACUCACCAGCCACUAGGAGCAUCCGAAUUGCAAGCGUGCAAAAGGAUGCCACCAACCGGUGCUUUGUUAUUUGUUUGUGACCGGUGGGAAUGUGGAGGAGGAAUUAUAGAUAGAGAGACUACACAAGAGGCCGAAGACAACAACCCUAGCAGAAAAGUUGCGGCAAAGUAAUGGUUUUGAGGAGGCUGUGGGAACUGUGGUUUGUGAAGAGGUCGAUGAUAAUUCUAUGGAAAAGUCAAAAGGGUAUUAGGGAUUGAGACGGGGAAUAGAGGUAGUGAGAUUUAAUAUGUUAAAUUAAAUAGUUCACACUUUUUUCAAAAAUCCAUUAACCACUUUAUCCAAUAAACUAAAGUGAAAAAUAAACUUAAAAAUUAUUUGCACUUUCUUUCUCCCAUCAGGUAUUUUCUUUAACUCUUUUGACUACUCAAACAUAGUGUGUCUAUUCAUCAAUGUUGUCAAAACCGAACCGGAGCAAGACCCGGUAAUGCGAACGACUCGCACUUUAGCGGUUCAACCGGCAUUAGACCGUUUAAAAAUCGUUAGAGAACCGGUAUCUAAUAAACGUUAUUAGUAUAAAUAGUGGACAUUUCUUAAUCAGAGCUCAUCUCUUUUCUUCGAAAUUGUGAAAUUGAAAUAAGGAUUCAAUUUGAGAGCCCGACGUUUUUGGUUUAUUUCAAUUUUUAAUUUUCUACAAUUUUGUUAAUUAAAUUUAGUGGUUGAAUGACAAAAAUCGGACGAGCGGCUCGAUCGGCUCGAAUGGUUAACCGCCUCGGCCGCUCGCCAACCGCUACAUAACACCGGAGCAGCUUUUAGACUGUUCCGAGCCAGUUUUAUGACCGGGUGGCGGUUUUAUCGGUCGGGCCGAGCGGCUCGGUUCGGCUUUAAUAACACUAAUUUUAAUAGAGUCAUAGGAUUGUUCGUUUCAUGUUUAUUCGCUUAUCUUUUGUUAUUUCUUUCUUUUUUUGCUUAGGGACAAGCAAAUGCUAAGUGUGGGGUUGUGAUAAGCUUCAUAAAGAUGCAUGUGUUUUGUGCAAAAAUGGUUGAUCUUUGUGUAUGUUUAUGAUUAAAUUGUUUUGAACUUGUUCAUAUUGACCGUGAAAUGGACCUAGUGUCGGUACCAAGACUUUUAGCAAUUUAACGCAGAAUUGAAGCUAAGUGCAGUGGCAGAUUGAUGGCGCAGUGGCAAAGUGCGGACGUGGAGUGACAAACAUCUAGCAGGACACCAAAUCGAUAAAGACCCAAAUCUAAUUAUUGCUGGUUGGAAUCUUCACUCAACUGUCAGCAGCCCACAUAAUUUAUUGGGAUUGGACUAGAUUUCUUGAACUGAGCAAAUGGAUUUGGUGGCUCACCAAUAGAGAAAAUGAUGCAAGAAUUUAUUGCAAAGAAAGAGACUUAAGCUGGCAGCAACCUCCUCUUGGAAAUGGGAUAUGCAAGUGCCUUGUUUUGUGGGAUUAAAUCUGCAGAAAAUGGAUCUAAAAGGGGCAGCAACUAAGGAGGCUGGGUAGACACUUUUGGAGACAAAUUUUGGAGGGAAAAAUCAAAGGAGAGAUCUCGCUUUGACACACUUUGGAGUUGAGCAUUUCGAAGAAAGGAAGACUCUUGUAAGUUGGAGAUUAACUUCAACACUUAGUACUUUCUCUACACCUUUGUUUAGGUAAUUAGUUAUCAUGUUGAACAUUAGCAUGCUUAUGUUAUUUCUUUUCAUCAUGAACUAAUCGCACAAAUUCUGGGGGAAACUUAUGGAUUUCAUUAUCUAGCCUUGAUGUUUUAAUCACGACUUGUUUUUCCUCCAUUUUCUAUUGUGUGAAAUUAUAUAAUGCUUUGUGUUGAUUGGACACCGUCACAAUGAUUUGUAGUUUUCUAGGUUAAUAACAACAGUGAAAAUCUAGUAACCGAACGUAUUUCACACGCCAUAAUUUUCUAUCAAAGCGACAGUUGAUUAAAUAGGGAAUUAUGCAGUCAUUUUAGGGAUAUCAUUCUUCAAACUAAUUAAUUAAUUCAGUUAACUACGAUAGUAGAAAACUAGAAAUUGUCAUAAUUAGUUAGUACGUGGUAAUUCUCAAUAGAGAUAGCUAUAAAUUUUGAGGUAUAUCGACUGUAGAAAUAUGGAUUAAAUUGAUCGACAAGGGUAAUUAAAUUUACUGAGGUAAAAUAGCAAAAACUUAUGUUUCUCCCGGAACUCUCCAAUAUCAAUUUCUUCAAACUAGUUGAUUUAUCGAGUUACUUAAUUUGUGCUUAUCUUUGCAACUCAUCACUUAAUUACAACCACUGCAAUUUCUAUAGUUUCUCGAACUAAAUUUGUUAAUUAUUGAAUUUCACCAAUCCCCAAGAGAACGAUAAUUUACUUACACUUUAUUACUUGUACGACACCGUGCACUUGCAAAUUAGUUUUGUCGCCGCCAGUAGUUAACAAUAAUCCAAAUCAAAUCUAAAUAAACCAUAACCCAACAAACAAUCAAAAGAAGAAAAAAAAUAUCAUAACUCCAUCCAAACGCUGGGUUCCACACUUCCAUUUGGAGCUGGCCACUCCUUAAACUUCCAAGUUCUAACUGCAAGUAUAAAUCUAGCUUAUUAAAUCAAAACCGCCCAAAACUGUCUGAGAGAAAAAGCAAGAAAUGGUCAGAGGGUGAGAAAAGUAGCGAAAAGGAAAAACAAAAGGAGAGUCAGAGCAAGUCCAAAAGGCGAAAAGAAAAGAGAAAAAAAUAUAGAAGAAGGGAAGAAAGCUACAGCUACAAUUCCACCGCAGCCACCACGGACGAGCGAUUAGGGCAAGCGAUGGACUUCUUGGACGAGGUCAAAUUCAGGUUACAUGGGAAACCUGGAAAUUACCAAAAUUUCUGCAGUGUGCUGGAGAAACUCGACGAAAAUCCCCGAUCAGAUUGAUCGUCGGCGGCCCCGACUUGGCGGCGCUGUGGCCUGUGGCAUUAUGUUCUGCUCUGGGUUGUUAGGAAAUCCUCUACGGACAAGAAGAUUUGAUCGAGAACAGGACAGCGAUGACGACGACGACGCUAGGAGGAGGGCUCACGACGGAAGAUGAAGUCGCUGUUGGCAGUGGCGGUUACAUUUCGGGGUCGGUGGCGGUUACAGCGGACAAGUGCUCUCACCUUGUUUAUUAUUAAUAUUAUUUAUUUAUUUUCUUUUAUACUUAUCCCUCAUAAUUACUUUUUUUUCUUUUUAUGGUUAAAUAAAAAAUUUCAUUAAGAACACGUAGACAUGGGAAAAUUUCCUAGCCGCCUCUCAAAUAGGGGAGCGGAUCGGCUCAAGAUAGGGUGCAUAACCAUGGGUUAUGCAUCCAUCAAUAACCAAAUAUGAACUCUUCAUUUAGAAAAUCCAGAUCUAAGGAUGGAGAAUUAAAGAUCAUUUUUAUUUUCUUAAUCGGCUCAUAUCUUUUUCGUUUUAACUCGGAUUUUAAUUUUUUUUGCACAAGUGGAACGAGUUCAUCGUGCUCUACAAAAUGAGAUCAAUUUUCAAUAUUUUUUUAGAACAAAAAAUUCUGGCCUCUCGGUAACAACUGCAUACCAUAUGGUAUUUUCUUCAUUUUUAAUUCGUUUUUGAAAACAUUUGCAUAGAAGGGACGGGUUCAUCAUGAUUUAUUGGAUCUACAAAUUUCUAGGUGAACAAAUUACAGGACCAAAAAAUACCACACAAUACCAUACAAUACCACCCUGGUACGGGGUGGUAUUGUAUGAUAUCUUCUUCGUUUUUAAUUCGUUUUUGAAAACGUUUGCACAGAAGGGACGAGUUCAUCAUGAUCUAUUGGAUCUACAAAUUUAUGGGUGAACAAAUUACAGGACCAAAAAUACCACACAAUACCAUACAAUACCACCCUGGUACGGGGUGGUAUCUUGUGGUAUACAAUGUUAAAAGUCGUAAAUGACAAUUAAUAUAUUUCUACUAUCAUGUAUUCAAUCAUCCUACAGUCUUGGUUUGUUCAUACCACCAUGGUACAUUUUUCAAAUCAUAGGUAUGCUUUUAUUUCAAUACUAGUCAAUACCAUAUGGUAUAGACUGGUAAAAAAUGACUCAAUUUUUUUUGUUCGAAAAAUAUAUUAAAGUGGAUAUCAUUUUGAAGAGCACAAUUAAUCUGAUCUAACUGUGCAAAAAAAUUAAAUUUCGACUUAAAAUGAGUGAGAAAUCGUUCGUCAAAGAUUAAAGAGAGGAAAAUUAAAGGCUUUACAGGAGAGAGAGGAUGCUGAUGUCAUGCUGAUGUGGACGGGUUACUCAUGGUUACUCACCACAAGGUUACUCACCAGAUCUGCUCCCGGAGCAGAUUAGGUCAGUAACUCUUAUUGUGUGUAACCAUUAGUAACCUUUCCAUAUCCAUAUGACAUCAGCAUCCCCUCUCUUCUGGAAAGUCUUUUAUCUUUUCCUCUUUAAUCUUUAACGGACGAUUUCUCUCUUGUUUUAAGUCGAAAUUUAUAUUUUUUGCACAGAUAAAUCAGAUUAAAUGUGCUCUUUAAAAUGAUAUCCACUUUGAUAUAUUUUUAGUACAAAAAAGUUGAAUAAUUUUUUACCAGUCAUUACCAUAUGGUAUGCUCAUAUUUAAUACCAUAUGGUAAGAAAACGUAUCAUGAUGGUAUGAACAUACCAAUAUGGUAAGAAGGUUGAAUAAGUGAUAGUGGAAGUAUACUAACUGUCAUUUACGACUUUCAUCAUUGUUUACCAUAAGUUACCACCCACAUACCAUAGUGGUAAAGUAUGGUAAUUUUUUGUCCAGUAUUUUUUUCAACCAGAAAUUUGUAGAUCCAAUAGAUCAUGAUAAACUCGUUCCUUCUGAGCAAACGUUUUCAAAAACGACUUAAAAACGAAGAAGUUACCAUAUGGUAUGUAGUUGGUAAAAAAAAGUUUUUCGAAAUAUAUUGAAAAUUGAUCUCAUUUUUUAGAGCACAACGAACUCGUUCCAUGUGUGCAAAAAAAAAAGAAAUCCGAGUUAAAACGAAGAAGAUAUGAGCCGAUUAUGAAAACCAGGGAAAAUAAAAUGUCUUUAACUGA